AUGGCGGGAAGAAUCUACUCAAUUUCAAGUAAGACUUUAUUGAAUAAACUAAUUGUAAUAUUAUUAGAAACUAUUCUUCUGCAACCCAACGUCCAAGCAGAAAUCAUAAUUCAAACUGCCAAAGAACAAGGAAAGAGUAUCGACUCUCUCCAGCACAUUAUUGAACAACAGGGAAAUCUUGAACUGAAAAUGAAAGAUCUUCUUGGAAAGCAAGAAUUAAAUAUUGGAAAUUUGGAAGAAUUCUUUCAAUUUUUAACGAAUAUGUGUGGAUUGAAUAAUACAGGUCAAGAUUUAGACGAAACAAUUAGUUGUGAUUCUGAUAAAGCUGUGGUACGAACAAGAAAGAGAUCGACAGCAACAAUUAUCAAACCCUCUGAUCAUGAAAAGGUGAAAAUGAAUUUAAAGUCAACUCAAGUUGGAAAACAAUUUGCAGAGCAAAAGUUUCAACAUGCUUUGGAAUUUAUUCGAAAUCUGGAUCGGGAUCUCAAACUAAAGACAUUAGAGUUACAAAAACUUCAGGAAGAAACUGCCUUUAAACAAUCACUAGAAUAUACAGCUAACAAAACAAGGGACGAAACUGAACUUUCCCAAGAUUUCUUAAAAAUUAGGAGUUUCGUCUAUAGUUUGGGAAUUGAGUUUGCCAAGGCAGUUACCAAAAACAAGGAUCGAAUCAAUGAAAUUACUCUCGAUUACUACAACAAAAUUCCUUCAGAGUUGAGGAAUUCCAUUGAAAAGUCUGAAAAUAUUGAUGAAUUAAUAGACGAACCACUAUUCGAAACUCGUUACGUUAAUUGGUUGAUUGCUGAAUCUGAGCCAAACGGAAGAAUGAACGUUUACUAUUGUACUGUCAGUUUAUUGGAACAGAAAGUUUGUAGAACAGCAAGAAGAAACACAAAAGUCAACAUCAAGCCAACCUGUCAAUUAGAAUGA
Naegleria gruberi is the source of this 930-nucleotide messenger RNA. RefSeq lists its product as uncharacterized. The coding region runs from base 1 to 930 and encodes 309 amino acids. The record is from RefSeq and is a predicted model, not a curated record. The transcript has a single exon. NCBI's taxonomy places the organism in Eukaryota, Heterolobosea, Eutetramitea, Acrasida, Naegleriidae.